This is a messenger RNA of Amaranthus tricolor (Joseph's coat), 456 nucleotides long. Its product is annotated as G-type lectin S-receptor-like serine/threonine-protein kinase SD1-13. The coding region runs from base 1 to 456 and encodes 151 amino acids. Gene Ontology annotation, molecular function: protein kinase activity. The transcript has 2 exons. Gene Ontology annotation, biological process: protein phosphorylation. The record is from RefSeq and is a predicted model, not a curated record. Lineage: Eukaryota; Viridiplantae; Streptophyta; Magnoliopsida; Caryophyllales; Amaranthaceae.
AUGUCACCCGAAUACGCAAUUGAAGGACGAUUUUCUGAAAAGUCAGAUGUAUUCAGCUUUGGGGUCUUGCUACUGGAGAUCGUGAGUGGAAAAAGGAAUAACCUCUUUUGGUAUAAGGAGAUGUCUUUGAGUCUGCUUGGAUAUGCAUUUAAAUUGUGGAACGAAAACAACAUUAUAUCAUUCAUUGAUCCAGCCAUUGCUGUAACAUGCUUCUUAGGAGAGAUUCAGAAAUGCAUACAGGUGGGACUAUUAUGUGUGCAAGAAUCCGUUCACGAGAGACCAACCAUUUCUACUGUUAUCUCAAUGCUUCGUAGUGAAAUAACAAAUCUUCCACAUCCAAAACAACCUGGCUUCACUUAUACUCAAAAAUCUAAGAAUGUUGAAUCAUCCUCAAAAGAGACUCAUCAAAGCUCAUCAAAGUAUUUUGUCUCUCUUACAUGUUUGAGUGCCCGAUAA